CGUAAUUUUAUUUUCUUUUCCAGAUUUCAUUAUUUUCACAUUUCUUCGAAAAUGUUUGCCGUUUGUAGCUGCGAACAAGCGAAUUUUUUCUACCUGUUAGUCAAUCAGUAGGUUACGAAUCUCCAUGACACAGUAUCAACAUCUUGUUCACACUACAGAAUCUGCACGGCUGAACCUACUUCAGUGAAAAAGUUCAUAAACAUGAAAACGCUAUGCGCUGGUUGCAGCGCUGUUCUUUCAUGGACGGUGGCCUCGCGCAUCACCACGCUGACAUCCCGAUCCGGGCGAUUCUUACCGCAUGUUGUGUUGCCUCAUUACUCAACCCUGCCUGCAGCCAAAAUACACCGUGACUUGACUGCCCAGGAGGAGACCCAUCAGAGUUCGUCCGUGCCCAGUGUGAGUCCGCAGCAGGAUGAAGAUAUUGUUCCCGGCUGGCACACACCGGAAUCCUAUGCACUCUUGCGUGAGAUCGCCAACAAAACCACGCUUCCCAGUCCGCGUCUGUUUGGCUCGUACGGAGUGGGUAAGCCGCUCGUGGGCGAACUGGCACCAAUUCGGCCACGGGAGCACCGCUGGCAGCCCCAGCCACAGAGCGAAUUCAGCGAAAGAUUCCAGGCCGUUAUAGCCAGACAACGGCCCUCGACGAAUUACAUGGUUUUCAAAUUCAAGCAACGAGAUAGGACAAUGCGUGGUGUCAUGAUGUGGUUUCAAGAGCGACAUUUGGCCAAACGCCGCAGACAACAAAGCUACGAUGCUCAGCGCAACCAGCUGUUAGGUCCGGAAUUGGCUGCUGCGAGAGUCUUCCUUAGUCGCGGAGCUCGAGUAAAAUUUGAAGGCGUUGAUCGGUGGUACGGCAGGUCUGAAGGGAAUCUGCGCGCCGUUCCAAGCCGGUUUUUGGAUACUGUCCGAGUGGAAGCGAUUGAUGCGACUGGAACUGAUGUCCUUUACGAAGCCUUGGAAAACCUAGUUGGUCUGCGGUAUUUGCGGUCGUUGACUCUGCGGGAUUGUAAAGAUGUGGACGACUUUUGUAUACCUAAAUUAUAUAUCCUGUCAAAUACGCUGGAGUAUUUGGACCUAAGUGGAUGCCCGAAAAUUUCCGAACGUGGCUUGGCAUGUCUGUAUCAUUUAAGAAAUCUGAAGACACUGGUGAUUGAGAAUAUGCCGAAAGUGGAGAAUAAGGAGUUGUAUGCUUUGCUUCUGGAGGACGAACUUCCGUUUUGUGAAAUGGUCGGUGUGGAGUACAAUCAGGUAGAAAUACCGAAGCCAACAUUGCUGGAGUCGAGAGAGUCCAAAGAAGCUGAAUGGAAGAAGCUGAACGUUCCCUUAUACGAUGCAAUAGCCAGGCCAGACUCUGUGGAAGUGGGCAAUCCGAGCUACUCUGAUGCUCUGCUAGCCGAUAAGAAAGCACAAGCGCUUGAGCAAGAAAGGAGAACUAAAGAAUUAAUGAAGAAAUACGAAUAGGGAAACGACGGCAUUGGCGGAAAUUUACGACGGUACGGUGGGUACCUUUUCAAAGGAUCACAGAUGGUGCGGGUUGCGUGACACAACUAUCGUCGAAUUUCGUGUUUAAUAGCCAGUUCCUGCAUUAACUUGUGAGCGUGGUCAGAAAUCGGGAAUGUUGAAGGAGCUGCUCCUGGACCUUCGAUAAUGUGUGGAACUUCGAUUGGCGGACGAGAAUAAUCUGCGACCUCCACAGUUUCAAAUUUUAAAUCAGCUGGAAGAAAAACGUGUUACUAACACUGGAAAUGUACAAAUCGCUGUACGAGUAUACACCGGUAUUUACAGUACUUUUGAUGCUGCGACGCGUCGCGCCACAGUUACGCAGCAAGUGUUUAUAUGGCUACUGAUUCUCACUGUCAGUGCAUUGCAGUCUGAACUCCAAAGCAUGUUAAAAUGAAACUUACUCAUUUGCCGGAAGCUGAGAUAAAAAAC
This is a messenger RNA of Paramacrobiotus metropolitanus, 1932 nucleotides long. RefSeq lists its product as uncharacterized. The record is from RefSeq and is a predicted model, not a curated record. NCBI's taxonomy places the organism in Eukaryota, Metazoa, Tardigrada, Eutardigrada, Parachela, Macrobiotidae. The transcript has 6 exons. The coding region runs from base 202 to 1461 and encodes 419 amino acids.